GGUGACAUUUACUUCACUGUUUUUUUCUCCUUUGUUGGUCUCUCUCUUCUGCUCUGAUUUCUUCUCCGUUGGGAAAAACUCCAAAUUCUUCUCCCAAAAACCCUAAUUUCCCGAUGUCGAUCUUCGAGUACAACGGAAGUGCCCUUGUGGCUAUGGUGGGGAAGAACUGCUUCGCCAUCGCCAGUGAUCGGAGACUCGGUGUUCAGCUACAGACCAUCGCCACCGAUUUCCAGAGAAUCUACAAGAUCCACGACCGCGUCUUCAUCGGCCUCUCCGGUCUCGCCACUGAUGUCCAGACACUGUACCAGCGACUCGUGUUUCGUCAUAAGUUAUACCAGCUUCGGGAGGAAAGAGACAUGAAGCCUGAAACUUUCGCAAGCCUUGUCUCCGCCAUUCUUUACGAGAAAAGAUUUGGUCCUUACCUAUGCCAACCUGUGAUUGCUGGAUUGGGAGAUGAUGAUAAGCCCUUCAUUUGCACCAUGGAUUCGAUUGGAGCGAAGGAGCUGGCUAAAGAUUUUGUAGUUUCUGGAACUGCUUCUGAAUCACUUUACGGAGCCUGUGAAGCAAUGUACAAACCGGAUAUGGAACCCGAGGAAUUGUUCGAGACAAUCUCACAAGCACUUCUCUCAUCGGUCGACCGUGACUGUUUGAGUGGCUGGGGAGGGCACGUCUACGUUGUAACGCCGACUGAAGUUGGGGAAAGAAUCCUGAAGGGAAGGAUGGAUUGAUCCGAUCGUCAAGUAUCAUCUGCAUGUAUCCGAGUUUAGUGCAUUUCGUUCGAAUAGUUGUGGAUUUCACUUUCGAUCAGAACACUUCCUCCUCCGAGAUUGUCACGUUGUGGAUUCCGGGUAAGUCUGAUGCAAUCCCUGGAUGUUUUACCUUUAAAAAAAAAACGAAUGAAGAACAUUACACAUGCUUGUCACAAUAUUCUCUAAGAGUUUUUUUUUUUAAUUAAUGAUC
This is a messenger RNA of Tarenaya hassleriana, 960 nucleotides long. Its product is annotated as proteasome subunit beta type-3-A-like. The record is from RefSeq and is a predicted model, not a curated record. Gene Ontology annotation, biological process: proteasome-mediated ubiquitin-dependent protein catabolic process. The transcript has 7 exons. The coding region runs from base 114 to 728 and encodes 204 amino acids. Gene Ontology annotation, cellular component: proteasome core complex; proteasome core complex, beta-subunit complex. Lineage: Eukaryota; Viridiplantae; Streptophyta; Magnoliopsida; Brassicales; Cleomaceae.